This is a messenger RNA of Hippocampus comes (tiger tail seahorse), 5090 nucleotides long. RefSeq names its product zinc finger protein 142 (gene znf142). Gene Ontology annotation, molecular function: RNA polymerase II cis-regulatory region sequence-specific DNA binding; DNA-binding transcription factor activity, RNA polymerase II-specific. The coding region runs from base 281 to 4906 and encodes 1541 amino acids. The transcript is spliced from 9 exons. NCBI's taxonomy places the organism in Eukaryota, Metazoa, Chordata, Actinopteri, Syngnathiformes, Syngnathidae. Gene Ontology annotation, biological process: regulation of DNA-templated transcription. The record is from RefSeq and is a predicted model, not a curated record.
UUAGAUUACGCUCAGUAUUUCCGGUGUUCGUUACACUAUCUUCCGACAGGGUAUCUCCGUUAUGUUCUACUUGAUCUCGAAGCUAUUCUAAUUAACUCUCGCAUGUCAUUUAAAUUCAUUGCGAAACACCAUAUUUUAAUAUAAUGAGUACAUUUAGCGCUGAAUGUGGUAACCCUUUUUACAAUGCGAAAAAGUAGCAACAUUUCGCUGUCCUCAAAUCACAAGAAGCUAAUACUUAAGCAACGCUAAAGCCGACGUUCGAGUCAAGUUAUUGUACAGAAUGCCGCCCAUUCGCCGCCUGAAAAGAGCUCUGCUGCACCACGAGAAGAUCAACCUCCUGGAUAUGCUCGAAGGUGGGAAAAGUUGUGCCGAAGUUGCCCGUCAUUAUGACUUGAACGAGAGUACAGUCCGGUACAUAAAGAAGAAGGAGACGGAAAUAAGGAUGGCCCAUAACGAACUGUUGAUGAUGACGGGUCUUGGCAAAUGUAAAACAAGCGAUCAGAAUGUUGCAGAUGGUGGCCAACCCACUUGGAACUUCUCAGAGAGACGUUUACGCAGCUUCAAAAGUCGUAAAUGUACAAAUGCAAACCUCCAACCUCAGGACUCCCCCGGAAGGCCCAAAAGAAAAACACAAUCAAACCUGGCUUGCGUGUCAUCAGCUACAUCAGAUGGGGAUGAAGCAGAAGCAGAAGUGGAAGUCGUCGUAGAAGACGAUGAAGGGGAAAACAAGGAAGAUGUAGAAGACAACAACGAUGAAGAAAACGAUGUCGAUGACAAAGGUCAUAUUGUAAAAAAACAGAGAAAACUAGAGGCAAAGGACUCAGUAUUGCAAACGAAAGAGUGCAUUGCAGAGGAAGCAGAGCACAUGUAUGACACUCACAUUUGCCCCGAGUGUCGGCGCUGUUUCAAGAUGCGCUCCCAUCUCCAAGAACACCUGCAUUUGCAUUAUCCUGACCCAGGUCUGCAGUGUCCCACCUGCGAGCGCUUCUUCACCAGCCGGAGCAAACUGCGCGUGCACCAGCUCCGCGAGGCGGGCGAAAAAGCCCACCAUUGUCAUUUAUGCGACUACUCCGCCGUGGAGCCAAACGCCAUCCGCCGCCAUCUCAUCACCGUCCACGCGGACGAAAUGGAAGAGGACGCAACACACCACCGCUAUCCGUGUCCCACUUGUGGUCAAAGCUUUGGCCAGAGCGGGACGCUGAAGGCUCACAUGAAGACUGAGCACGCCCGAGCACCCAAAACGGCGGUGGCGUGCUUUCACGAUGGUUGUCCUUUCCGGAGUCAUCUGCGCAGGGCUCACAUGCGACACUCGGCGGAGGAGCACGGGAUCACGGCGGUAGGGUGUCCCCAUCACGCCUGCGUUGCCGUCUUUCCCAGUGAGAACCACAUGGAAACUCACUUCAAGACUCACCUCGCUUACCACUGCUCACAGUGUGAUUUCUCGUGUUCCAACAAGGCCGCCUUCCUGCGGCAUCAACGGCAGGGCCACGCAGGCAGUGAGAAACUCUGCUGCGACUUUUGUGACUUUUCGACAUUCAACCCGGUGCAAUUCAAACGACACAUUGGACACUUGCACGCCAAUGAGAAGAUCCACCGGUGCUCACAGUGUAGCUACGUGACAUCACACAAGAGAGCCUUGAAUCGACACAUGCUGACGCAUAGUGGUGAGAAGCCCCACAAGUGUCAAUUGUGCGACUUCCGGUGCAGAGACGAGUCAUACCUCUCCAAGCAUAUGCUCACACACUCGGACGACAGGAACUUCAUAUGUGAGGAAUGUGGAUACGUCACUAAAUGGAAGCACUGUCUGAACAUCCACAUGAGGAAGCAUGCAGGAGACCUCAGGUAUGAGUGUGAUCAAUGCCCUUAUCGUUGUCACCGCAUGGACCAGCUCAACAGCCACAAACUACGACAUCAGGCCAAAUUGCUCAUGUGCGAGCUCUGUGCCUAUGCCUGCAGACGCAAAUGUGAGCUUCGUAAGCACAUGUUAGUCAAACAUUCGGGAGAGGGACAGCAAGCAUCUGUGCACCAGUGCAAAUACUGCACAUACACGACACGUUUCCUGCAAGCCCUUCAAAACCACGAGAACUGUAAACACACCAGACUGAAACAAUACCGCUGCGCUCUCUGUCCCUAUUCUUCGUACAGUAGCAUCAGCCUCUUCCUGCACAAGAGAAAAGCUCAUGGUUACGUGCCCGGUGACAAAGUCUGGCUGGAGAAUUAUGCGGCAAAAGAGAGGGAGAGACCCUCAAACAGCAUGCUCGAGGACUCACAGAUUGCUCAAGAAAUAUCCGCCGUGUCCACCAAAGAAGCCAUUCUGACAAAGGCGUCUGAUUUCAAGGCUACACGAGAUCCGUUUGCCGGCCAGGCUGCUGAAGUUCGCUCAACAGCUGUUCCGCUACUGGAUGCUGAUGAUGUCCCGCGAAAGGAGGGGACCACUGAAGGAAUAUCGCAAAGUCCUCCACCUGAUGCCGGUCCAGAAUACUGCACUCUUGUUUUAACAACUUUGACCCCCGAAUGUGAGACAUUUCUGUUGCCAAAGGAGGAUGCAAACUGUCACAUUAUGUCCACGAACACAGAUUUGGCUACGACAAACCCAGCAGAAGUUGAGAAAAAGACUGUUCAUUAUGAGAGUGAAAAAUGUUCCUAUGAAUCUGAGAAUGAAACUCCUGAAUCACCGCCAGAGAAAAAUCUAGUUUUGGAACACGAUCGCCUUUCCAAUCCAAAUGAAGCUCUGGUUCUCGACGGCAGAGUCCAGAUGCUGGCAGUGACAACUCAAGAUGUUUAUCGCUGUGACCAGUGCUCUUAUGUCACCAAGAAUGGGAAGACUCUUCAGCGCCACCAUCGGUCUUUGUGUCGUGGUCGACAGCGGAAUCACAAGUGCCUGGCCUGUGGUGCCCAGUUCAAACAGAGACGGGGCCUCGAUGGGCACCUUGCCAAGAAGUGCCCACAGACGUUGGUUGGCAAAAGAGCCGCACAAAGAGAAGACAACUGUACUGCCAAUCAGGACACUUCUGAAAAACUAAGAGGAGCUCAGGCUCUCUCUCAACAACAGAGGAUUUCAGCAGAAGUCGAUGAUCAUGUCUCUGUUCUGAGCGUCUUGACAUCCGGUGAUCCAGAGCGUUAUCUAAGUCAGCAUGGAGACGUUUCGGUACGUAGGAACGCAGCACAUUCCAGGAAAUUCACGUGCAACUUUUGCACCUAUUCAUCGGUCAAGCUGGCAACGUUUAAUCGACACGUUUCCAUUUGCCGAAAAAGAGGAAAAUGCAGCCGAAGCGUCGGUGUGUCAGGCAAAGAAAAACAACCUAUUGAGGAGGGGCCUGAGAAAGAUUCUUCCGGUGUGCCUGAAGGCGGACUGGGAAAUGCUUUGGCCCUCCAGGAAGAGCCCAAGGUAGUCCAGAGUUCCAGCUGUGCUGUUGAGCCAAAGCAUUUACACCAGAACUCUUCCCUCGAUCAAGAAGGACACAAGGCACGAAAGCAAACGGGUACUUCAUCCCCUCAUACUUGCCCUUACUGUCCUUUCGCCACCACCAGGCGCUACCGUUUGGAAGAGCAUCGGUCCCUUCACACGGGAAGCGGACGCCACGCCUGCGAUGUCUGCGACAAGACAUUCGGGGCGGCCAACAAGCUUCGCCAGCACAAGAUACGUGUCCACGACAGGCGACCCACUCUGCCGUGCUCGUUUUGUGACUACGGCGGCUACACGGCGGAUGACUUGAGGCGGCACACUCGCAGGUGUCACACGGGGGACUUAAAUCAUGACUGCACCGAUUGCGAGGCUCACUUCAGUUCGGAAGCUGCUCUGAGGAACCACCGCAUACGAGCGCACCGGCAGCGGGAACAUUUCCCCUGCCUGCGGUGCAACUACGCUUGCGGCAGCAAGGCCGCAUUGAGGAGCCAUCAACACAGCGAGCACCGGGAGUCAUUCGGAACCAAAGACAAUGUUGAGGCUCAUCUUAAAACCCACCUGGCCCACCACUGUCACCUCUGUUCCUUUGCCGGCAAAACCAAGCGGCUCCUUGCACAGCACCUUCUGGAUGAGCACGAGGAAGGGUCGCCCUCAGACAAACCACUGCGCUGCGGAAGCUGCGCGUUUGCUUGUCGGCACCCACUGGUGUUGGAACAGCACCUGCGUUCCCAUGGAGGCAAGCGCAUGUACAAGUGCAUGGAUUGCAAGUACUCGACGGGCAACAAGCAGAAGAUCACCUGGCAUGUUCGCAUACAUACGGGGGAGAAGCCAUACAGGUGUGAGCAUUGUAGCUAUGCCUGCGUCGAUCCCUCCAGGCUGAAGCUUCAUAUGAGGGUCCACCGAGAAGAAAAAAAGUACCUUUGUCCUGACUGCGGCUACAAAUGCAAGUGGGCCACUCAGCUGAAGUACCACAUGACCAAGCAUACAGGGGAGAAGCCGUACGGCUGCGACCAGUGCGACUACCGCACCAACCGAGCGGACGCCCUCCGUGCCCACCGGACCACCCGGCACUGCGAUGUACGGGCCUUCGUCUGCGAGAAAUGCGGCAAAGCCUUCAAGACCAGCUUCAUUCUGAAGACCCACCAGCGGCAACACGGUGACCAGCGACCGUACGCCUGCGGCGUGUGCCACAAGGCUUUCCGCUGGCCCGCCGGUCUCAGGCAUCACUUCCUGACGCACACCGAGCAGCUGCCGUUUGGCUGUUGUCACUGUUCAUAUCGGGCCAAGCAAAAGUUUCAGGUGGUCAAACAUUUGCAGAGGCACCACCCGGGGAUGCCUGUCGAGCAGGGGGUGGUGAGGGACUUGGACACCGGUGGCCUCACCCUGAAGGAGGCCAUGCAAGGAACGCUGACCGGUAGGGGAACAGAGGAGGAGCAAGAUCAAGAAACGAUGAGCAGCGGACAGACUGUGAGUUCAAGUCCAUCGAAUGUUCAUAAUUGAUGACGUUGCAGUCAAAAAAAUUUGACACUUUGGGGUCUACCAAUUCAUCUUAAAGCUCCUGUCAUGUCGUGGGGGGGUAUUUAGCCCAGGUUAGAAUUUGUAAAACUGAAAGAACAAAUAUUCUGCUUGGCUAGUUCCCGUCUCCUUUUAUAAUAUACAGCAAUCAAGCUAAUCACGUCGUCAC